Molecule: messenger RNA, 2017 nt
Organism: Bemisia tabaci
Lineage: Eukaryota; Metazoa; Arthropoda; Insecta; Hemiptera; Aleyrodidae
Source: RefSeq, a predicted model, not a curated record
UUCAGCCCUGUCUCGACGGCGGGCUUAAACUUUCCCCGUUCCUCGGUUUUAACGUUGUAGUUGUAAACGUGUUCGAUACUUCAACGGGUUUCUAUCCUGGGGCCUGCAUCGGCCUAUCGCGCCGUUGAUGGUUGAAAAAGCGCAGGAUUCCUCAGCAACAUUCGGUGCAGUGAAAUAAACGCGCUUUUGAAUUUGGAGAGGACUCUGGUUUAAUCUUAGAACGUGCGUGACAGUAAACAGAAAACGUGUUCGAGGUUUAAAAAUAUUUCUGUUGGUCGAAGGACAAUUUAAAAGAAACAUCUCAUUCGCACUGUUUGCUAUUUAUGAAGUUGGGAGGCUGCCCGGCGGCGACGCUCUCGGUGAACGGGACGCGGGUGAUCGCGCGGGAGAGUUACGCCAUCGACUAUAGCACCGUGACGGAGGUGAGGUUCACCGCGGAGCUGGGCCACCCCUCGGGCCUCACCUCCGACGUCCGGCUCUGCAAGAUCAAGUGCGUCAAAGGACAGUGGGUCGGCCCCAUCUGCCAAGAGCAAAACGACUCCCCCGAGAAAUAUCAGCCGCUGCUCCGAAGGUGUCAACUCAGCAAAAUUCACCCGCACCUUCUCAUAACCUUCAAGAAUAAAACUCUGCUGUCCUUCAACGGUUCGUUCGCGCACAAGAGCGUGCUCAACUUGCGAUGCCAAGAUCCUCUUGGUCUGUACAAAUUAUUAGGGGAGUCAAUAAAUGUAUGCGAAGAUGGCGUGUGGAGUCACAAGUUCCCAGCGUGCAUACCCACAACUAGUAUUACGAAUUACACAGAGGAUUCACCCCCGACGAUAUCGGUGAAGGUGCCUUUGGGGUCGGCAUUUGUGGAGAACAACGGAAUCCUGACAGCCUACUCUGGUUCGAUAGUGCACCUUGACUGCCUGUACUUGCGAAGGAUGGGCAAGCCGGAGUGGUCCUGGACCUCAUCUUACAGAAAUUACUUGACAGGGUGGGCUGUUGCAGAAGAGGAAAAGGACUCGAAGUACAGACUCUCCAUACACUACGUUAAGAAUCAAGAUGCUGGUGUUUACACCUGCUCUACACCGCAUGGCCUUACAAAUAGUAUUAUUCUAAGAGUCUCAGAUGUACAGUGUACAGCAUUAGUCUUCCCAGACGCGUAUGUGCGAGCCAGAAUCGAGGGGCAAAAACUGGGGCAGACGGCCACAUUCUAUUGUCCGCUCGGCUUCCGACUCGACGGAUCCCCCAACAUAACCUGUCAAAGCUCAGGCGCAUGGACGGACUCGGUGCCUCGAUGUACGAUCGUGACCUGCCCGGCUCUGACGUCAGACGACCCAUUGUUGACACUGGUCGAGCACAACAACAGCUACGGAGGUCGCGCCAUUUUCAAGUGUCCCGCAGGAUACCUCCUUACCGGACAGCCAGGACUCGAGUGUGAGGUGUCCGGCCAAUGGUCAAGCUCGAAACCCACAUGCAAACUGAUAUCGUGUCCGACCCCUGUGCCGCCUAAGAACGGGCUCAUCGUGGAAGAUGCAACGCCAGGUCGCUACGGAGUUGGCGCCAUCUUGCAAUUCUCUUGUCAACCGGGACAUCGGCUCUUUGGCGAGACCAUGAUCGUCUGCACCGAGGCUGGGACCUGGUCUCACCCGCCUCCAGAGUGCAAAGCUCAAUGCGAAUACCCGGGUGAGCCCCGGAACGGUCGGAUCGUGCCGCUCAAGUUCUGGUAUGACGCCGGGGACCGACUCACUGUGCAGUGCUCCCCGGAGUACGUGUCGCCGAUGGCCAUCUGGCCCGAGUGCCUGCCCAACGGCACCUGGUCCGACCCUGUCCCCCCGUGCAACAGCUACACCCAAAUAUGAAACCCGGCCAAGCCUCAAAACCCAACGGCAGAAACGAAGCGGCGCAAAAUGGAACGGGUCAACGGGAGAAGUCGGACGAAUGCCUCUGAUGCCGAAGUUAUUCAUACAGGGUGAUCUAAAAGUCCCGCACGACGCCGUAUCAGGAAUUACUCCUGUAACUUUUGAGCAGAUGUAGA